This is a messenger RNA of Lytechinus pictus (painted urchin), 3870 nucleotides long. RefSeq names its product inorganic pyrophosphatase-like. The record is from RefSeq and is a predicted model, not a curated record. Gene Ontology annotation, biological process: phosphate-containing compound metabolic process. Gene Ontology annotation, molecular function: magnesium ion binding; inorganic diphosphate phosphatase activity. The transcript has 13 exons. Gene Ontology annotation, cellular component: cytoplasm. NCBI's taxonomy places the organism in Eukaryota, Metazoa, Echinodermata, Echinoidea, Temnopleuroida, Toxopneustidae. Bases 210 to 1223 code for a protein of 337 amino acids.
AAAAACACCGGUAGCAGUUCUUAUGAACUUUAGACUUUGGACUUUGAACUUGGAUUGCAAAUCUGUACAUGCAGCCAACGGAUACAUGUGGAAGAACUGCACAGUUGUACUUUGGACAGAAUAAUAUCACAAUCAAGAUUGUCAAUCAUCGUUUUUAUCUGCAAAGAUACCAUUAAUUAAUAUCGGCGCAUGCGUGUAAAUCUGUCCACAUGUUGACUCCGAUCCUCCGUCGUGUCCUCUCGGCUGCUUUUUCCCAGAGAACUUAUUCCAAGAUCUCUUUUACUCGCCAUUCUCGACCUCGAAUAGAUUUGUCAAAACUUCAGUUCAGUGACUGUCGAAUUUUAGCGAUGGCUUAUUCAGUUGAACCCAGAGGUGCACCCAAUUCGCUCGACUACCGUCUGUUCUUCAGGAACAGCGAUGGUCAAGUGAUUUCACCAUUUCAUGACAUUCCACUAUAUGCUGAUAAAGAUAAGCAGAUAUUGAACAUGGUUGUGGAGGUACCACGAUGGACCAAUGCCAAGAUGGAGAUCGACACUGCAGCUCCCAUGAACCCCAUCAAGCAGGAUGUCAAGAAGGGCAAGUUACGAUACGUCAGGAACUGCUUCCCUCACCACGGUUACAUCUGGAACUAUGGUGCCUUCCCUCAGACAUGGGAGGAUCCUAAUCAUGAAGACGCUAGUACAAAGUGCAAAGGAGACAACGAUCCUCUGGAUGUCUGUGAAAUCGGGAGGAAGGUAGCGAAGAGAGGAAGUGUAAUUCAGGUGAAAGUUCUCGGAACUCUUGCUAUGAUUGAUGAAGGUGAAACUGACUGGAAGAUAUUUGCAAUUGAUGUGACUGACCCAUUAGCGAACGAGAUGAAUGACCUUGAGGAUGUUCGUAGGUUGAUGCCUGGAUUUCUGGAGGCUAGUGUGAACUGGUUCAAGAUCUACAAGGUCCCAGACGGAAAGCCCCUCAACAAAUUUGCUUUCAACGAUGAGCCUAAGAAUAGGGAGUUUGCCAUGGGUAUCAUUCAAGAGACGGCGAAGCAAUGGGAAAGUCUCAUCAACGGCCAGUCAGAUGCUGGCAAAUUAAGCUGUCAAAAUGUUACAGUGGAAUCUAGCAAGUACAAGGUGUCUCCCGCAGAAGCACAAUCAGCUUUUGACAACGCGGAACCUGUCGCAGAGGCUUUACCUUUGGAUCCAGAAGUGAACGACAACAACAAUUUUGUGAGCCUAACAGCUUGACUACGUGUCCCUCUUCAUCCCAAGAAAUGUGCCUCUUCAAACCUGUAGUCACAUUCUGUGUUGUCUACAAACCUUGGAAGGAGAAGUCUUUUAACAUGCACCAUGAAAGGAAUUGAUACCACUACAUAGCUGCAAGCAACCACCAUACCAUUCUAAUAUGGUGUCGGAGAUGCCAACGGUUACGGAAUAUUAAUCAGAUAAGAAAUUACAAUGUGAAUAACCAAACGGCUGAACCAAAUGUAUUCUUACGAGGCAAGUCAUGUUAACAAAAGUUUUUCGCUCAGUCAUUCAGUCGGGAUGUAAACACUGAAUUUACAUUAGAACACAUCUCAUUAAUAUUCCGUAAGGGUUGGCAACUCUGUGUGGUGUUGAGAGAAUUCGCAAGUCCAUUUCAAAUCUUGAUAUCAGUCAUAAUUUGUUCAAUUCAUUGUAUAUUUGCAAGUGAUUGCUGGUCACUUUUCUUGCAUCUACAGAAUAUAUAUUGGCGUGCUUUGGCUGAUUUUGAUCUAUCACUUGUAAAUUUGCAAGUGAAUUUUGAAAAUAAUUACAAUACUCCCUAAGUACACUUAUAUUUGACUGUAUUAUGGUUAUAUGCUGAACACACAAUCAUCUCUAUUGGUUUUGUAAUGUCAUAUUUGUUUGGAUUCUAUUUAUUUCAUUCCAAAGGUGUAAAUCUUAUGGUAUAUGUCAUCUAUCCUCUUCUUCUGUGUUUAGAUUGGGAAUAAAGUUACACAAUUGUGGGCCAUUCUUGGUCAUGUGUGUGACCGAACUUAUGACAAAUAUUGACUUAAGUAAAGUAUAAUUCUGAAAUUUGUAAAGAUUUAGUAAUUCAAAGGGAACAUUAAUAUGUUAAGCCAGCUAUCAUUUGGAAAUAUGUUUUGCUAUCUCCACUAUGCAGGUUCAAGGUCAGAGGUCAAGGGAAGUGGGUCACAUGUGUGACUUCACAUAGAUGCAUGAUUUUGACAUUUUAAUUUCGUUUUGAAAUUCCUGUGAUUUUAAAAAUGAAAUUUGACUUUUAAAGUCAUCAUAAUUAGUUAUAAAUCUCUAAUAAAAAAAAAAAUUUAUAAACUGAUUAAAGUCAAGAUUUGUCAUAAUUACGUUCACACACGUGACCAAGAAUGGCCCAAGUGCAUAGUAUGAUGAUAAAUGAUUGUGAGAUAAUUAUAUUUCAUAUAUGUCAUGAAAUUUGAAAACAGUGUAUUUAAAUCCUUCAAGGCACUGGCUAAGACUGAUUUUCCCCAGAUUUUAUGAAAAAAAGUGUUAUUCAGUAUUUUUACAUAUACUUGUGAAUACUUAUGGAUGCUUCUGAAUGCAGGCUUAACCUUAAAAGCGUUGAGGGCCCCCCCUCAACGCUUUGCGUGAUAUUUCCGAAAAAGACAGCGCCGCGAAAUCACUUUUUUCUUUGAGGUCUCGCACAACUUUUGAGAUCAAAUUUGCAACAUUCGGGUAUAGCGUCGCGACGCCACAUGACUUUUUGCAAGACAAUGUCAUGCCGAAAAUGGCUCGUUAUUAUACUUUGUGUACAAAGUCUAUGGGAGAUGAAAUCCAUAAAAGGGUGAUUAUUUUUCGUUCAAAUUGGUCUGCUUAAUUAAUUUAGGGUUUAAUGUAGUUGUUAAAUGGUCUGUAGUCAUUUCCAUUGAAAAAACAAUGAAAAACAAAAGAUGAAAAAACAAAGAAAUACUUAAGAAAUUCUAAAAACAAAGAUAUAGCUAAGGAAAAAAUUUGCUUUCCCAAUUUUUCUUUAUGGAAACCUUUGAAUUAGAUUACAAAGAUGACAUCUGGAAAAAAGAGAAAAUUUGAAGUGUAAUCGGGUGUUAAAUAUGCAAAUAAUAUUUUUCACAAAUAAAUUUGCAUAUUUUAUUCAUUAUUACUAAAAAAUAAUUGUUUUCAGAAAUUUUUUAUACUGGCUUGUAGUUUAUGUGGUAAAGAGUGUGCAUGCGAAAUUUUGGCGCGAAUGGCGGCCAAGAUCAGAAGGGGGGCCAUCAUGCCCCCCCCCCAUCCUUUUAGGGUUAAGCGUCUGUAUUCAGGUCAGAGACAAAUUCUGUCUCUUUGUUAACAUAAUAAAUGUUAGCCAAAUGAGAUUAGUGUAAUACUCGGAUCUUUAUCAGUCUCUUCAAUGAACUGGAUAAAUAUUUUGCAACAGUAACAUUACAAAACUAUAGAAGUAUUUGUCAUAUAAAACUUACAAUUUAUCAAUUUUGUGGAUAAUUUUUGGACAAAAUAUAUUAUUCAAGUACCGUAAUGAUUGACUAUCAUUUUCAUUCAUCCAAGUGGAAAGUUGCAUAGCUGAUUAAUAACUUAAGUGCAAACAGUUUUGUUAUACUUAAAUUAGUAUGCAAAUAUGAUCUAGGGUGUGUUGGAACAUAAUAUUUUCAUUAUCUUUCUUCAGAUAAUGUUUUGGUAUGGUAUAUCUAAAUGCAAUUGUUUGUAGUAUAUAUAUUAUAUAUAUUGUGUAUUCACAGUCGAUUCAUUCAGAAUCAAUCGCUGGCUGUAAGCAGUGUUGCAAAGCAUCAAUCUGGUUUGGAGUUUGGUUCUGUUACAUUUGUAUCGUUGAUUGAAUCCUUAUAAUAUAUUGUCCAUGUAAAUCUGUGUGUGGCAGGCUAGAAUAAUUAAUUGAAAUAUAAAGUGCUAAUAGUCUGACCUUGAA